This is a messenger RNA of Amaranthus tricolor (Joseph's coat), 1687 nucleotides long. Its product is annotated as mitochondrial fission protein ELM1. Bases 132 to 1409 code for a protein of 425 amino acids. The transcript has 10 exons. Gene Ontology annotation, biological process: mitochondrial fission. The record is from RefSeq and is a predicted model, not a curated record. Lineage: Eukaryota; Viridiplantae; Streptophyta; Magnoliopsida; Caryophyllales; Amaranthaceae. Gene Ontology annotation, cellular component: mitochondrial outer membrane.
GUUGGAGACGAUUAAAUAUUACUUUUUUUUUUCUAUAUCAUACCCCUGGAAAUUUCAAGCCCAAAACUUUCCUUUCAGCCCUUUCGCAUUCCCGUUGUUGCAGAUUAAAAUUAGCUUGAUCAUUUGAUGAAAUGAGGCCAAUUAAACUCCCCGAACCUCCUUCUAGUCCACGCGGAGUGCCCGAGAUCUUCGACGGAGGGGUUUUUGGGGUGAUUCGACGUGCUAUUAUCAUCGGAAAUGGAUUUCCUGGCGCUGAGAACCAGUGUAUUGGGUUGGUUCGUGCUCUUGGUUUCUCACACAACCAGUUCCUCUAUCGUGUUAUUCGGCCUAGAGGAGGAAUAAAUGAGUGGUUCCAUUGGCUCCCUGUCUCUCUCCAUAAGAAGUUGGAUUACAUCUUAAGGCAGAUUUGUGUUUAUUCACAUGUUUUGUUUGCAUCAGGAGAGAAAAAAAUUGCUUCCCUACCUUCAAGUAAUGGUAGCAGUGUUGGCAUAUCUUCUAUUUUGGAAGCUGACGUGAAGCAGAUUGUGGGCAUGGCUCACAAGACUUUUGAUAAAGAUGGCCCUCUAUUGGUUGUUGCAUCUGGAAGAGAUACCAUAUCCAUUGCUAGCUCCAUAAGACAGUUGGCAUCCGAUUAUGUGUUCGUUGUACAGAUUCAACAUCCAAGAACACGUUUGGACAGAUUUGACAUGGUCAUCACCCCUCGUCAUGAUUUCUACCCUUUGACUCCUCAAGCACAAGUGCAAAUUCCACGGUUUAUACGACCAUGGAUUACUCCACGUGAACCACCGGGCAGAAAUGUGGUCCUCACUGUUGGAGCUUUGCAUCAAAUUGAUUCCACUGCUCUCCGAAGUGCAGCCAAAACAUGGCAUGAUGAAUUUGGUGCUUUAUCUAGGCCGUUACUUGUAGUCAAUGUUGGGGGGCCCACAAGCCAUUGUCGAUAUGGUGUUGAUCUUGCAAGACAGCUGAUAGCCUACUUGCAGAAUAUUCUUUUGAGCUGUGGUACAAUAAGAAUAUCUUUUUCAAGGAGGACUCCGGAGAAGGUUUCUAAGAUUAUAGUGAAAGAAUUGGGAGAUCAUCCCAAAGUUUUCAUAUGGGAUGGGAAAGAGCCAAAUCCUCAUCUCGGCCAUCUCGCUUGGGCUGAUGCUUUUGUCAUCACGGCCGACUCGAUCAGUAUGCUGAGUGAGGCUUGCAGUACAGGGAAGCCUGUCUAUGUGAUUGGAUCUGAGCGCUGUAAAUGGAAGUUCACGGACUUCCACAACACUCUCAGGGAACGAGGUCUUGUGCGCCCCUUUACGGGUUCUGAGGAUCUAUCAGAAAGCUGGAGUUACCCUCCCUUGAAUGACACUGCUGAGGCUGCCUUAAAGAUUCAACAGGCACUUGCUGAACGUGGAUGGACUAUACGAGCAUAGACCACUUUUUUGCGUUGUACUUAGAAACUCAUUCUAUUCUUUGGAUAAAUUGGAAUUUAUCCCGCUUUUACAGAAAAAAGAAAAAGUUAUGGUUUUUACUUUUUACUUUAGUAUGUUAUGUUUGGUUUUUUGGCUUGAACGAUAAAGAUAAGUCACUGGGGUUGACGGCGGCUUGUGAAUAUAUUACGAGAUAAAAUACCAUACAUUGUAAUUUAAUGAAAUAGUGUGGGUUUUGGUAUUUCUUUUAUAGAAGUAUGUUGGUUGAGUAAACAAGACAA